AUGAACAUGUCAAUAGCCCAUGAUUUCCGGUCCCAUGACUUGCCGUGCUCAAUCUUUCAAAACCCGGCAGCUCCGGAGGCAGCAGCAACACUCAUGUUGGCGACGCUUAGCUUCAUUCCCGCCAACGAAAACAGAGGGCAGAAUGGUCAUUACCAUAUGGCUACAUCUUUAAUUACGAUAUCCAAUGUUGAUAUCGAGCUAAUUCACCCCUUUUUUGGGGACCUCCGGAGAACACAAUCACUCAGCCUCGGGCAUCCUUGGACGGGAACCGGAGAAGUCCAUCAGCUUCCGCAUAACACAAACGAGGACGAGAUUGAGCUUACGACGGCUUCAGAUGGGAACCUCUCUAUAGCACCAGCGGAGGACGCAGUCAACCGAGACGAGACUCGGCUUCCGGCGUUUUCAGAUGCGAAUAUCUCGGGCAUGGCCGUACAACCGGAGGUCGCACUCAAUCUCCGGCAUGGUCGUACGGUAACCUCCGGAGAAAACAUGGACGGAGACCAGACUCGGCUUCCGGCGUUGUCCGAGGGGAACCUCCGGAGAACACUUUCGGAGAGUGCAGUCAUCCUGGGGCAUCGUCGUCGGACUGGAACCUCUGAAGAACACAUUCAGCCGCCGGAGAAUAGACCUACUCGCAACGCAGACGAGAUGAAGCGAUGGACUAAGCUAGUGAAAAGGUUUCACGAAGUAAUUGCCUUGUUAAUUGGAUUUGCUUUGAUUUUUGCUCCGGUGGGCUCUGUUAUCAGAAAAGUGGUGAAAAGUGCGGAUAAGGCUGGUAAGAUUGAUUACAUUCGAAUAAUUGUGAGCCUGCUUCGUAACCUUGAGAUGCAACUCGUCAUCCCAUUUCUAGUUGCGGGAUUACUGUAUGCUUUGAUCUAUUCUUCCUCUUCGGCUGCUUUCCCCGUAACUUGGGUCCUAAAGAUAGAUAUCUUGAGUAUUAUUGCUGGAUUUGUUACUCUAUUUACAGUGAUAUGGUACAUCAACUGGAUUUUUUGUGUUGCUGGAUCCGUUGUAUGCCUUAUAGUAAUUGUGCUACUCCUUUGGUACCAAUUCCCACGUGAAAGGGUUGUUGCGAGAGAUGUUGAAAACCCUUGA
Microthlaspi erraticum is the source of this 1095-nucleotide messenger RNA. Lineage: Eukaryota; Viridiplantae; Streptophyta; Magnoliopsida; Brassicales; Brassicaceae. The record is from the annotation of a GenBank genome assembly.